CAUAAAAAUCUGUGGUUUGGGGUUCAUUCUUCCUCUGCUAGAGGAAACAUAUUGAGGUUGCUAAGUGACUGUGUGGGGAGGGAAGCUACGUUCACUGCUUGCCUGCACUUCUCUGCCUAGAUAAAGCUAAGUCUUCUCAAGUGAACACUAUAAUUAUGUUCUGCAUUGGUGGCGGUAUCCUGGUGGCCGUGCUUGUGCUGAUGGGUGUUGUCAUCUGUCUUUACUUCAAAGUAGCCAAUGCAUUGAAAUUAGCUCCAGCCCUAAACUUCCCAGAUACCCCUGACAAUUGUAACAAAUGGACUGAGAAGAAAAAUUCUAAUCCCAUGCUUGUAUGUGUAUGUCUUUUCUCAAGAGCCCCAAAGGUACCUGCUUGUUUGGCCUUAAAAAAUAAUCCAGCCAUGCUCACCCAGGACAAGCUCGCUACAGCCACUGCCAUCGCCACUGGGUCUUGUCCCUACCUCCAAUGCUGUGACGAAUGUAGCUUGUACGCCAACUUUGAUUCCCUGCCACCGUGCUGCUGUGACGUAAAUGAGGGACUCUGACUUGGGUGGGCACAAAUAUCUUCAUGAGCAAUAUUUCUUUCUUAGUACAAUGUUUUAUUAUUCAAGUUUUAUAGUGUUUACAUUAUAUUAUGUACUAUAGAACAUAUUUA
Diceros bicornis minor is the source of this 652-nucleotide messenger RNA. Its product is annotated as protein FAM24B-like. The record is from RefSeq and is a predicted model, not a curated record. The coding region runs from base 156 to 542 and encodes 128 amino acids. NCBI's taxonomy places the organism in Eukaryota, Metazoa, Chordata, Mammalia, Perissodactyla, Rhinocerotidae. The transcript is spliced from 2 exons.